This is a messenger RNA of Dicentrarchus labrax (European seabass), 2698 nucleotides long. It is a transcript of the gene p2rx2, whose product is annotated as purinergic receptor P2X, ligand-gated ion channel, 2. Gene Ontology annotation, molecular function: purinergic nucleotide receptor activity; extracellularly ATP-gated monoatomic cation channel activity; ATP binding. NCBI's taxonomy places the organism in Eukaryota, Metazoa, Chordata, Actinopteri, Moronidae. The record is from RefSeq and is a predicted model, not a curated record. The transcript has 12 exons. Bases 131 to 1378 code for a protein of 415 amino acids. Gene Ontology annotation, biological process: monoatomic cation transmembrane transport; response to ATP. Gene Ontology annotation, cellular component: nuclear inner membrane; plasma membrane.
UUGGUGCCAGGGAUGCUUGGGAGAGAUGCAGAACAGAGCUGAGCAGGAGCAGAGAGUGAGAAAGAAAAAUAGUGAGAGAAAUAAAAAGCUAGAUACAGAGAAAUUAGAGUUCACGGGGACAUUUUAAGAUAUGUGUGAAUUAUUUCAUAACUUCAUCAUGGGGCUACGUGACUUCAUAAAGGAUUAUUUUCUUGGUUUCUGGGACUAUGAGACACCAAAGGUGAUGGUGGUUAAAAACAGAACUCUUGGAGUCAUAUAUAGAGGCGUUCAGUUUCUUGUGAUCACCUAUUUCAUCUGGUACGUCUUCAUAAGUCAGAAAGCCUACCAAGAAAGUGAAACUCGUCCAGAGAGCUCAGUUUACACACUCAUGAAAGGCACAGCAGUUCAUGGAGACGAUAUCUUGGACACGGUGGAGUACGCUCGACCCUCAGAGGGCGGCGAUGUGGUUAGUACAAUACUGAGACGAGAAGUUACGUAUGAUCAGAUGCAAGGACUCUGCGCUGAGUAUUUUAAUAUUGCCAAUGCCAACUGUACAGCAGACUCUGACUGUGUCGAGGGAGAGGUUGACUUUGAUGGCCAUGGCAGAAGGACCGGCAAAUGUGUUCAGUACUACAACCACACCUUCAAGACCUGUGAGAUCCAAACCUGGUGUCCUAUUGAGGAAUACGCCGCCUUACGAGAACCUGCAUUAGUGGAGGCCAUCAAUUUCACAGUGUUCAUCAGGAACUCUAUCCAUUUCCCCAAAUUUAAAGUACUGAGAGGAAACAUCAAAGAUGCUUCAAACAAGCGUGACAUGCAGAAAUACCUCAAUAAGUGUCAUUAUGAUGAGGAGAAAGAGCCCUACUGUCCUAACUUCCGCCUGGGCUACAUCGCAGAUCAAGCGAGGGAGAAUUUCAGUGAGCUCUGCAGGACUGGAGGAGUGAUUGGGGUUUUCAUCAACUGGAAGUGUAACCUUGAUAUUGAUCCUUCAAACUGUAAACCUACAUAUUCCUUCCGUCGUCUUGAUCUCCGCAAGGAUCAGGCCAACUCUGGUUACUAUUACAGGUUUGCCAAAUAUUACAGUAAGCAUGGGGUAGAGUCUCGGACACUUAUCAAGGCCUACGGCAUCCGUCUGGAUGUCAUAGUUCACGGACAUGCUGGUAAAUUCAGUCCCAUCCCAACCAUCAUCAGCGUGGUGACUGCUAUGACUUCAGUUGGGAUUUGCACCAUUAUCUGUGACUGGAUCAUGCUGACGUUUAUUGACAAGAAUGAAAUCUACAGCGAGAGGAAGUUUGAUGAAGUUAUCAAGGAGCCCAAGGUGCCCAUAUCCACAGAGCUCAGCUACAUCAACAGCUACGGCUCAAACCAUUCAGACCUGUCAGAAGGUGUACCGCUGUAAUGUCACCACAGUUGCCUCAGUCCUCGCUGGCCCAGAGUGUGGACUCUCCUCCGUCAGCUGACUGUGGCAACAACAGCACCUCUGAGUGCUUUCUCAGGUGCCUGCAACAGCUCGGUUACGGACUGCCAGCGGUCGCUAUGCUGUUUUUUAAGUGGGAAUAUAAACUGACAGAGAAUCACCGUGACAGAGAGCAUCUUAUGAGAGACAGCCGGUCUUCUCAAAGGCUCUGCCUGUGCAGCAGAUUCAGUUCCUAUAUCGUCUCAAAACCUUGAUGGACCACAACUGUACAAUGCAAUUAAUUGUUUCUCUUUCGACAUGACUUCAGCAGACAGUAACACCACUUAAAAAAAAUUGUUUAUUUUCUCAGUAUGAACAGAAACUAAACCAUUUCAUAGCAGAAACCUAUUUGAGUACACAGUAAUGAGAAACAUUACUAUGCCCAUUUCUGUCAAUGUAUUGCAAUAAUGUCGUCUAUCAACUCACGUUUCAUAUUACCAUGAAAUCCUUAUUUCACAGUAUAUCAUAAAGCACUGACCUUUGCUCUUAUAAAUCUGCAUUAUUACAAACUGCACACCAUGUUUGAAGAAUCAAAAUAUUCUGAUUCAUUUCCUUCAUCUUUCAACCUGACGUGCUCAGCAUAACUAGGGGAUAUAGGAGGAAACUGCCAGGACACGCACGAGGAGAGCAAUGAGCAGUAAUCAAAUAACACCGACAUUUCCCAUAAAAUGGUUUCUCUAACAAGAUUGUAGGGAAGUGUGAAUCCAUCUGGAGGCUUGAGAGCAAUACAAAUGUCAGUGGUAAAAAAAGACUUAAGACUCAAGUCUAAUGGAUCGAUAUCUGCCAUGAUGUAUGGAGAAGCACAAUGGACAGUGACAUAUCAGUGUGGAGAUGGUGUUUAUGACAUUUAAAGAGCUGAAAAUUCAUAUAAUGUUAUAUCUUAAAUUGUAGCGCUUAUGUUAAUCAAUUUUAAUACUAAGUUCAAGCUGUGUUGUUAGAUCUAAGAUGUAUUGAGAGACUUACAAAAAGAAACUUAGUCACAGGCCCUGUAAAUGCUCUCAUUCAUUCAGUCGUACAUGUACAAUGUGUGUCAGCGAGAAACUCUUAAGGAGCCAAUCUAAUUGUGCCUCAGAUCGGAGUCUGAAAUGUGAUUACUUGUCUGGGAGACACCCAUCAGCAGGCAAAGUGAGUCAUCUGUGGGCCAAUGAGGUUAAAGUGGUGGAGGUGCAUGAGUUAAGAUCACUGUGAUCCAGACUCGCUCACAGCAAUCACUAACCACCAAACCAUUUUCACAUUCAAAAACAGUAAAGAAUUUAUUUACAA